Messenger RNA from Strongylocentrotus purpuratus (purple sea urchin), 780 nucleotides. RefSeq names its product tyramine receptor Ser-2-like. Gene Ontology annotation, cellular component: membrane. The record is from RefSeq and is a predicted model, not a curated record. NCBI's taxonomy places the organism in Eukaryota, Metazoa, Echinodermata, Echinoidea, Camarodonta, Strongylocentrotidae. Gene Ontology annotation, molecular function: G protein-coupled receptor activity. Gene Ontology annotation, biological process: G protein-coupled receptor signaling pathway. The coding region runs from base 1 to 780 and encodes 259 amino acids. The transcript has 2 exons.
AUGAACGCCACUUUGGAAACUCCCCCGCUCACUAAUCCGGGAUCGUCCCGUCUCAUCGCGGUGACCAUCUAUUCCUUUCUGGGGUCCAUCGGCAUUCUCGGCAACGGCCUCGUCCUCGUCGUAAUGAUCGCAGUCAAGGAUCUACGGAACAUCACUAACCUCUUCAUCGCCAACCAAUCCGUCAUCGACAUGACCACGUCCAUAUUUCUCUUCGUGACCUUCGUCGCCCCGCAUCCUGCUGUACCGAAGCAGAAGCUGGCUGCCGACAUCAUCUGUUCGUUCUGGAACUCGGGCUACAUUUUCUGGGGGACCAUCAUCACGUCGACGUACAACCUGGCCAUGCUCGCCCUCGAGCGCUACUUCGCCGUCAUGCACCCGGUCGCUUACCGCAACAAAUUUAGCUAUCGACGGGCAGCUGGCGUGGCUGUGGCCCCAUGGAUCAUCGGCUUUGGGUACAACAUCCACUGGAUGGUUGUAAACCAGCACGCAGGUGGUCGAUGCAUCGUCAAAUACGAAAGCUCCUUCAUCCAGGGUUUCAUCGGCUGUUUAACCGUCAUCGUCGAGUUCUUCAUCCCUCUCCUCGUCAUGGCCUACGUCUACAUCCGAAUCGGAAAAAUGAUGCGACAGCGGGUCGAUGACAUCGGAAACACAUCCACGGAACACCGUUCAGAAGUUACCACCGCUGAGCCAGUGCAGGGGCGGAUCCAAGGAUGGGAUGGGGACGCAGGAACGAAUGUGUACUCGUGUUCCCCUUCAUCCCCUGACAGAUUUAGAACCUAA